CUUGAACACACCAUUAGGGAUGGAGAUAGUACUUCUUUAUUAUUGAUUGGACCGCAUUUAUCAGGGAAAUCUCUAGUUUUAGACAAUGUAUUAAAAGAUUUAAAUAAUAAGUACAAUGUCAAUGGGAAUCGGUAUUAUUUUGAAAUAAGGCUAUCUGGGCUUAUUCAAACAGAUGACAAGAUGGCAGUAAAGGAAAUUGCAAGACAAUUGGACAAGUAUACUGGUGAAGUUAGUAAAAACUAUGAGGAAGAACUGAAAUUUGAGAAAAAAUCUAUCAAUGAAACCUUUUCAUCACUUUUAUUAAGUUUGGGGCAAAAUUCCGUAAACAAAAAGGGAGAAAAUGUUGAGAAACAAAUGGGGAUUGUAUUUAUUCUUGACGAGUUCCACGAGUUUAUUUUUCAUAGUAGACAAUCCUUAUUAUAUAAUUUAUUUGAUUUUUCAACAAAUAAUACUAUUCCAAUAGCGGUUAUUGGGUUAACAACCAAAAUUUCAUCAUUAGAAAUGUUAGAGAAAAGGGUGAGAUCAAGGUUUUCUCAAAGACAAAUAAAUUUUUUUGGAAACUCAAAUAACAGUAGUGCAAAUAAAAAAGAUGAAAGGUUUUUAACUUCAUCAAGCACAAUGGAUAUUAAUUAUGGACUUCAAAACUUUUGGAAUGAUAUUAGGAGCAAUUUGUGCUUAAAUAUUGAUGAAAUUAAUGAUAAAGAGUUUAUCAAUAAAAAAUUUGGAUUAUUAUGGAAUGAUUAUAUUAAUGAGUUGUUUUAUAACAGUUCCCAACAAGUAAACACGCAAUUGAAAAAACAGGUUGUGAUCAAUUAUUUAACUACAAAAAACAUCAAGGAAAUCAAUCACAUUUCAUUAUAUCCAAUAUCAAAUGUUUCGAUUCAAAAUCCUUUUCCCAAAGACAAGGAUUUCAGCUUCUAUCUCAAUGUUAACAGUAAUAAUCAAUUUGACGGCAAGGGAUUGAAAUUAUUUCUCAAUAGUUCAUUGAGUGACUUGGAAUUGUCGCUUUUAAUUUGUGGGGCUCGAAUUAUUCUUAAAAACGACAUGUCGUUGGUGAGUCUCAAUAUAGUUUAUGAUGAAUACAACAAGCUAGCCAAAUUUAGGAAUGAAGAAAGAGCAAAACAGUUUCAAACUUCUGCAUUGAAUUCGUCAUCUUUCGUGUUUGAAACUGAUACCAACUCCAAUGAUAAUAUGAAGCCAUUAAUAGGAUUUAAGAUCUAUUCAAAGGACGCCUGCAAAGAUGCUUGGGAAAGAAUGGUUUCAUUGGACUUGCUAAUUUUGCCAGCCAAUAUAUCGAAGCAGACGUUAAGCAGCAAAUUUCGAGGCGGCUUGAAGAACAUAAAUACGCAAAUGUAUCAAGUGCUGCUUUCUCUCGAGGAGUUGGGUCUUUUGGUGGACGACUCCAGUCUUUUAAAGAGAUUUACCAGACUUUAA
Messenger RNA from Ascoidea rubescens DSM 1968, 1434 nucleotides. It is a transcript of the gene ORC4, whose product is annotated as origin recognition complex subunit 4. Gene Ontology annotation, molecular function: ATP hydrolysis activity; DNA replication origin binding; ATP binding. Gene Ontology annotation, biological process: DNA replication; DNA replication initiation. NCBI's taxonomy places the organism in Eukaryota, Fungi, Ascomycota, Saccharomycetes, Ascoideales, Ascoideaceae. The annotation marks the transcript as partial. The record is from RefSeq and is a predicted model, not a curated record. The transcript has a single exon. Gene Ontology annotation, cellular component: nuclear origin of replication recognition complex; nucleus.